UCUUUGUUGUUUGUUGAAGCUAAUUUGACUGGUUUUAAUUCUCUUCUAUUUUUCUCAAAUUCAAUGCAAUGCUAUAGUUGCCACCUUCUCUUCACUGCAUUGCAACAACGUUACUAACCUCAUCUCAACGUAACUCACUUUCCAACAACGUUAUAACCUACGAUUUCUGUCUCUGCUUUUUUUCUUCUUCACAAUAACUGAAAAAGAUAAAAACUUUUAACUAAUUUUUGUUCUUUAACUUCCUCAUGGAUUCAUCAGACCCUAAUCAUAAUCAAAACCAAAGCAAUAAUCGCAAGCGAACCUUCGAUCACUUGUAUACAAAACCCCAUGCCGAAGAAGAAGAAGAUUCUCCUAUUUCCAACAUGGACCCUAGAAGGUAUCAGUUAGAGGUGUUUGAAGUUGCAAAGAGGAAGAACACAAUAGCAGUAAUGGAUACAGGUUCUGGCAAAACAUUGAUAGCUAUAAUGCUUAUAAAACACAUUGGUCAAACUAUUAUUAGGUCUAAAGGUGAAAAGAAGUUGAUUGUUUUCUUAGCUCCUACUGUUCACCUUGUGAAUCAGCAAUACAAGAAUAUAAAACAUAAUACAGAUUUUCAAGUUGAGGAAUACUAUGGAGCUAAAGGAGUUGAUACGUGGAAUUUAAAGAGCUGGCAAAAGGAAAUUAAAGCCAAUGAUGUACUGGUUAUGACACCCCAGAUUCUUUUGGACGCCUUAAGAAAAGCAUUCUUGAGUGUAGAAAUGAUAUGCUUGAUGAUUAUUGAUGAGUGUCAUAGAGCAACUGGCAACCAUCCCUAUGUAAAAAUAAUGGAGGAAUUUUAUUACCAAGCUAAUGAAAAGCCAAGGAUUUUUGGGAUGACAGCAUCGCCAGUUGGUAAAAGAGGUGUUUCCUCUACUUUGGAUUGCGAGGGUCAGAUAUUAGAUCUUGAAAACAUCUUGGAUUCUAAGAGAUAUACUGUUGUAGAUCGGACAGAGAUGGAUGUAUAUAUCCCAUCUGCAAAAGAGAGUUGUAGAUUUUAUGAACAAGCAAGAUUUCCCGCUUUGAGUUUGAAGCCAAAAAUUGAAGCCUCGUGGUCGAAGUGUAAUGUGUUGUCAGAAUUUCAAAGUGACUAUAAGGAUAUGGACAAUAAAUUUAAGACACUGCAUCAGCAGAUGUCCAAUGAACUUGCAAAAAUUUUAUACUGCGUCGAAGAUCUUGGACUGUUGUGUGCUUAUGAGGCUGCUAAAAUCUGUCAUGAGAAGUUCUCCAAAAUUCAGGGAGAGUGUGAAGUUUACAGAAAAUGCUAUCUUCAGUGUGUAACUGUCAUUGAAGAAGUAAUCCAAAUAAUUGAAGAAUCCCUCCAUCUUGCAGCUGAUAAAAUGACUUUGGAUGUUGAAUUUGAUUGUUCAAAGGCUGUAGACAUGGGAUACAUAUCACCAAAAUUACUUGAACUCAUUAAUCUCCUCCAGACAUUUGGAGAAUCUAGUCAGUUAUCGUGCCUCAUUUUUGUUGAAAGAAUCAUUACAGCUAAGGUGAUUGAAAGAUUUGUAAAAGCAGUUCCCCAGAUAUCUCAUUUUACAGUUUCCUAUGUAACUGGAAGCAAUACAUCGGCUGAUGCACUGACUCGUAAGAGGCAGAUAGAGAUAUUGGAAUCAUUCCAAUCUGGAAAGGUCAAUCUUCUAUUUACUACUGAUGUACUUGAGGAAGGAAUUCAUGUGCCAAACUGCUCGUGUGUGAUACGUUUUGACCUCCCCAAGACAGUUUGUAGUUAUAUCCAGUCUCGUGGAAGAUCUAGGCGUGCUAACUCUCAAUUUGUUUUGAUGUUGGAGAGGGGAAGCUUGAAGCAAAGAAAUCAACUCUUUGACAUAAUCAGGAGUGAGCGCUCCAUGACUCAUGCAGCUGAUAAUAAAGACCAUGAAUCCAAUUUAAGGGCUUUUUCAGUAAGGAAAACAGAAGCCUACUAUGUGGAUUCUACUGGCGCAUCAGUCACUUUAGAUUCUAGUGUCAGUCUCAUAAAUCAAUACUGCGAAAAGCUCCCGCGUGAUAAGUACUCUAACGCAAAGUCAAAUUUUGAGUUUCUGCCUGUGGAGGAAGGUUACGAGUGUAAGUUAAUAUUACCGCCUAAUGCAGCUUUCCAAAUACUAGUUGGUCCUUCAGGUAAAGAUGUUCGGCUCGCAAAGAGUCUUGUAUGCUUAGAAGCUUGUAAGAAGCUGCAUCAAAUGGGAGCCUUAAAUGACCAUCUUGUCCCAUUCAUUGAAGAUCCUUCAGAAGCAGACCCAAUUAUAAAAAGCAAGGAAUCAAGUUCAGGUGCAGGAACCACAAAAAGAAAGGAGUUACACGGCACAGCCAGCAUUCAGGCAUUAUGUGGUUCAUGGGGAGACAAAGUUGAUGGAGCCAAAUUUUAUGCUUAUAAAUUUGAUUUUAAAUGUAAUAUUGCUCAUGAACUUUAUUCUGGAUUCGUUCUUCUGAUGGAGUCAAAGCUUGACGAAGAUGUCGGAAAUCUGGAAUUAGAUCUUUAUUUAAUCUCUAAGACUGUGAAGGCUUCUGUCAUUUCAUGCGGGCAAGUUGAUUUGGAUUCUGAAGAGGUGAUGAAAGCAAAAUGCUUCCACGAGCUUCUUUUCAACGGUUUGUUUGGGAGAUUGGUUUUCAAGUCCAAAUCGGUCAAAGGAAAAUGGGAGUUUUUGCUGCAGAAUGACACAAACUCGUUGUGGAGUCCACAAAACUUAUAUUUGCUUCUACCACUCGAGAAGUCAAAUGAUAUAUGUUUGCAAAUACAUUGGCCUGCAAUCAGUUCUUGUGCUUCUGCUAUUGACUUUUUAAGGCGGAAAUUUUCAUUGGCGGUGGGAGACUCUGAUGAUAACAGCAAAAUCAUAUCACCACCUUGCAAUACCAGUUCGUUGGAUAUAGAAUGUGAAAGCACAAACAAGAUGCUUCACUUUGCCAAUUGUGCUGUUGACGUUAGUAAUGUGAAAGACAUGGUAGCUUUGGCAAUUCAUACUGGGAAAAUGUAUUGCAUCAUUGAAAUAGUUGCCGACUUAUCUGCUGAAAGUCCUUUCGAUGGAAACAAUGGAAAGUCUGAAGCAGUGACGUUCUCGCAAUAUUUCACUAAAAGGUACGGGAUCACGCUAAGACAUCCAGAACAGCCUUUGUUAAGGUUGAAGCAAGGUCAUAAUGCACACAAUCUCUUUUUGAACCUUCACGAUGAAGCAGAUGGUGGGGACAAGUCAUCACAAAUUGGCCCGGUAAUCCCUAAAGCCCCUGUGCAUGUUCACAUGCCACCUGAGCUUCUUUUCAUUCUGGAUGUUAAAAGAGAUGUGUUGAAGUCAAUGUACUUGCUACCAUCUCUUAUGUACCGUAUUGAAUCCCUCAUGCUAUCGAGUCAGCUUAGAGCAGAGAUAAAUGGUCACGCUAACAAUUUCAAGAUACCUAGCUCUCUGAUUCUAGAAGCACUAACGACUUUAAGAUGCUGCGAAAAGUUUUCUAUGGAGCGUCUUGAGUUGCUGGGAGAUUCUGUUUUGAAAUAUGCAGUUAGCUGUCAUCUCUUUCUUAAAUAUCCUAAAAAUCAUGAAGGACAAUUAUCUGCCAAAAGACAAUGGGCUGUUCGUAACUCAACCCUAUAUAAGCGCGGAAUAGAUCACAAAUUACAGGGAUAUAUUCGAGACUCUGCAUUUGAACCACGCCGUUGGAUUGCUCCAGGACAGCACUCUAUACACACUGUUUCUUGUGAUUGUGGGUUGGAAACCCUAGAAGUUCCUUUAGAUGAAAAGUUCCACACUGAAGAUCCAAAGAUUGUGGUUGGGAAGUUGUGCAACAGGGGUCACCGCUGGAUGUGCUCAAAGACUAUUGCUGACUGUGUUGAAGGUCUCAUAGGAGCGUACCACGUCGGUGGCGGAUUGAUUGCUUCACUUCACGUGAUGAAAUGGCUUGGAAUCGAUUCGGAACUUGAACCAUCCAUGGUUGAUCAAGCCAUUACUUCUGCAUCUUUGCACACAUAUAUGCCAAAAGUAAACGAGAUUGCAAGCCUUGAGGAGAAAAUUGGAUACGAAUUUUGUGUUAAGGGACUCUUAGUCGAGGCGAGCACACAUUUGUCUGAGUCAGAACAUGGAACUGGCUGCUGUUAUGAGAGGCUUGAAUUCCUUGGUGACUCGGUAUUGGACCUGCUCAUCACAUGGCAUCUAUAUCAAAAUCACACAGAAAUUGACCAGGGAGAGUUGACUGACUUGCGCUCUGCUUCAGUCAAUAAUGAAAAUUUUGCUCAAGUUGCUGUUCGACGAAACCUUCAUCAGCACCUUAUGCAUAGCUCAGGAUUAUUACAAGGCCAAAUAUCAGAAUAUGCAAAAGUCAUUUCUGAGUCAGAAGACAACACCAUAUCACUGCCAGGGAUAAAAGCUCCAAAGGCACUUGGCGAUCUAGUAGAAAGUAUUGCUGGGGCUGUAUUAAUUGAUACCAAGCUCAACCUUGAGUUAGUAUGGAAGGUUUUCAAUCCUCUGUUAUCUCCCAUUGUUACUCCUGAUAAACUUGAACUGCCUCCGUUUCGUGAAUUAAAUCAAUUAUGUGAUUCUCUCGGAUAUUUUGUAAAAGUAAAAGAAAGUCGUGAAAAGAAAGGAUCCAUGGAGAAUGUUGUGCUUAGUGUACAGCUGCCAAAUGCCCUACUGGUUCAAGAGGGAAAGGGUCCGAAUAAAAAAAAUGCGAAAGGAGAAGCUGCUUUUCAUUUGUUGAAGAAACUUGAGAAAAGGGGAAUUUCAUAUAGCAAGGGAAAAGGAGUAAUAGAUCUCAGUAUUCCUUCUUGUCAAACUGAAGAACAACCCCCAAAACCAGUAGCACAUAAAAAGCCCAAAUUGGACAAAACUAACCUAACUGCAAAUGCAUCUACUUGUGAUCAAAAGGACACUUCCACUUCCAGUGGAGCCUCUGAUUUUAGUGGUUCCAUUCCAGUCAUUUCAUCAAUUAGUACGAAGAAGGGAGGACCGCGAAUGCAACUAUAUGAACUUUGCAAGAAAAAGCAGUGGCCUUUGCCUGCAUUUGAUUCAACAGAAUAUAAAGAUAGAACUCAGUUUGGAUCCUGUGAAGGCUUGGAAGGAAGCAAAGGACAGAACUGUUUUGUGUCCAAAAUAACUCUGUGUAUACCAAAUGAUGGUAAUAUAGAAUGCCAAGGAGACGUUAGAAGUGAUAAGAAGAGUUCAUUUGACUCUGCUGCAGUUAAAGUGCUUAAUGAGCUACAACGACUCGGAAAACUUAAGAUUGAUGAUGUUUCCCAGUAGUCUGUCUCUUUCAUAAUCCACCAACCGGAUAUAAAGGUAACCAAGUCCUUUGUGCCGAUGCAACAUUGGUGAUUCGAUGUGAUUCGAUUCUCUAUGAUCGUGCUGCCUCUGCAGAAGAAAAAACAAGUGCAAGAGGAUAAACAACAGAGAGAUAGAAGCUGGAGAGAGGUGUGUGCAGGAGAGGAUCCAAAUCUGCAAAUAAGUUGGAGCCAGUUUUUAACAUUAGAUUUGAGCGGCAUUUAUUUUAAAUAUAAUUAACAAAUAACUUAUGAAUUUUAAUCGAUAUCUUUUUGUAUAAUAUGAUAAUAUUUAUGUUAUAGUUUAUUUUGAAAUA
Cicer arietinum (chickpea) is the source of this 5571-nucleotide messenger RNA. Its product is annotated as endoribonuclease Dicer homolog 3a. Gene Ontology annotation, biological process: siRNA processing. Gene Ontology annotation, molecular function: RNA binding; ATP binding; protein binding. The record is from RefSeq and is a predicted model, not a curated record. NCBI's taxonomy places the organism in Eukaryota, Viridiplantae, Streptophyta, Magnoliopsida, Fabales, Fabaceae. Gene Ontology annotation, cellular component: cytoplasm; nucleus.